UCCUCUGUGCUUCAUCAGGUUCAGGCUCUUCAUCUCUUGUCGUUGUUGCUUCCUGAAGUGAACAGAGAAACACUCAGAGCCCUGUUAAUCUUCCUGCGUAAGGUCAUCUCUCAUCAGGACCAGAAUCGAAUGUCUCUGUGUAAUGUCUCCAUGGUUAUGGCACCCAACCUGUUCUCCUGCCGUCACCGUGGCAACAAGCGUUCCAUUGCUAAGCAACGGGAAGAGAUGGAAGAGGCGGUGGGAGGGGCUCACCUGAUUCGGCUGAUGAUCACACACCAGGACCUGCUGUGGACCGUACCAAGGUUCCUGUUGUCUCAGGUGAGACAGAUGAACCAGGCAACCAAUCAGAAACCGUUUGGCCUCACCAGGUCAACGAGACGACUUCUGAGGAGGCAGAACGACAAGAACGACAGGAACCAGGUAACAGAGCUGUUUGAAGGUGUGAUCAGGGUUCACGCCCCCUUACAUACCAAGAUUUCCAUGGCGAUACAACUUGACGGACAAACUAGAGCCAAAGACGUCACUGCUCGCUUUGAGUGUGAGAACAGUCCAGUCCAGUGUCUGUAUGAAGUUGGAGGAAACAUCUGUGAACGUCGUCUCCAUCCAGACUGCGUCCUGUUGGAUGUUUACAGAGUGAAUCCUCACUGUGAUUGGCUGAUCAAACCCUGAUUCGUGUACACCUGUCUCACUACUUACCUGCAAUCAUCUGAGACCUGUCUCACUGCCUGUCCAACUGGUUCCAACCUGUCUCAUCACUUCUUACCACCUGGAUCCAGUCUCACGACGUGCCUUACCACCUGUCUCACCGGUCACAACCUGUCUCGUUCUUCGAGAAAAAUACGUUUUCAUUUCUUCUUAUUUUUGAAUCUUUUCUUCUGUUGUUUUUCCAUUUAUUGUUGAUAAAAUGUAAAAACGUGUUCAUAUUAAAAACUAAGAUCUGCUGAUGGUGUUUUGUUUUUCUCCUGCUGGUUCACAACCAUAUGCAUUUGUCUGUAAACGAACACAGGAAUGUUUAAAUAAAGUCAAAGAAUGAGCUGCAAAUGUGUGGAGAACAUGUAAACAACAUGUAAAGAAUGUCUAAAGAACGUGUAAAGAACAUGUAAAGAACGUGUGGAGAACAUGUAAACAACAUGUAAAGAACGGGUAAAGAACAUGUAAAGAACGUGUGGAGAACUAUAAUGGAUUUGAACAUGUCCAGGGUACAGAAGAUCUGAAUGAAAAGGUUUAUUUUCAGUGGAACUGUGUAAAAAGCUCAGUUCAUGUGUCCACUCUGGGCACCUGUAGAACGAUGAUGAAAUAAACAGACGUGUUCUUACUGCGGCUCCGCUCAUGAAACUGAACAGAGCAACAAGUUUUUAUACAACACAAACCAACAGCUUGGAAAUCAGCUGUUUUCUGUACAGAGUUUGGUUUCACAUGUAAAAACAAAUGUGUGAGAUCAUACAUGAAGCCAGACAUCACGUAUGACACGUGGAUCACAUGACUGCUGAGGUCAUUAGUUCAUGUUUACUGCCGCACACGAGGAAACGACUUCAACACAAACAGAACGUCAUAAAAAGUCUCUGUUAAAAAUAAACCAAUAAGAUACAGAGAUAAUGUUUGAAUGGUGAUGUCACCAACAGCUGUCGUCCACCAGAUGUUUGGAUCAGAGGACCUGUCCAGAUGUUUGGAUCAGCUGAUGCUGUCCAGAUGUUUGGAUCAGCUGAUGCUGUCCAGAUGUUGCUCCUCUGCAGCCAUGGCAGCGGCCUGCAGUGUCUCUGUGUCGCUCUGCAGUGGAUUCAGCUGCUUCCUCUCACUGUGCAUGUUGUUUUCAUGACGCUUGAGAUCUG
Molecule: messenger RNA, 1829 nt
Organism: Paralichthys olivaceus (Japanese flounder)
Lineage: Eukaryota; Metazoa; Chordata; Actinopteri; Pleuronectiformes; Paralichthyidae
Source: RefSeq, a predicted model, not a curated record